AUGAAUUGGGGUUUAAGCACAGAGGGUAAAGAGUAUACCUUUGAAGAAGAAAUGAGGGAUGGGGUUUUGGGCUUAGGAGAGAGUGUAAGGAAGGAAACGGCUAGGGUUCAAGAGAAAUAUGGAGUGAUGAUCGGGAUAACAUCGGACGACGAGUCAUCCGAGGAGUCGGAGGAUAAGGCACUACGGGUCAGGUGUGGGGUGGUGCCUUAUGCACAUUUAAUUUCAGAUUUAAUGGCAUAA
Messenger RNA from Dovyalis caffra, 240 nucleotides. The record is from the annotation of a GenBank genome assembly. NCBI's taxonomy places the organism in Eukaryota, Viridiplantae, Streptophyta, Magnoliopsida, Malpighiales, Salicaceae.